Trichobilharzia szidati is the source of this 3813-nucleotide messenger RNA. The record is from the annotation of a GenBank genome assembly. Lineage: Eukaryota; Metazoa; Platyhelminthes; Trematoda; Strigeidida; Schistosomatidae.
AUGGGGCAAUUACAUAAGCUGGAUAACAGGAUACAGAUAAUGUUGAAGAAUGGUAUUAUUCAGAGACAUAGGUCAAUGUUUGUCAUGGUUGGAAACAAAGGUCAAGACCAGGUUCCAAUCAUGCACCAAAUUCUCAAUACACUGUUCAAUAAAGGACGGCUGAGUUUAUUAUGGUGCUACAAAAAAGAAUUAAGCUUCAGCACUCAUCGAAAGAAAAAUCUCAAACUGUUAAAUAAAAGACGCAAGGCAGGUUUGACUUCCGAUGCCACCAUUUUUGAGCAGUUUAUCUGCUCUACUGAUAUACGUUGGUGUUAUUACGAUGAAUCCCAGAAAAUCCUUGGACAAACGUUUGAUAUGUGCGUACUGCAGGACUUCGAGGCUCUCACACCGAACAUAUUGGCGCGAACCAUUGAGACAGUAUCUGGUGGAGGUCUAGUAGUACUCCUACUAAAAUCUAUGACUUCACUAAAUCAGUUGUGUACAAUGGUCAUGGAUGUUCAUUCGCGUUACCGAACAGAGGCUCAACAUAAUGUUGUUGGUCGUUUUAACGAAAGGUUUUUACUGUCUUUGGCUAGCAAUCCGCGGUGUCUUGUAUUGGAUGACCGCUGGAAUGUACUACCCUUGUCUAAGAAAGUACUUAAUUUGCUCAAACCAUUGCCGACUGAAAUUCAAGAAUCUGUUUCAUUAGAACAAAAAGAGUUGCUCAAGCUUAAGGUCUCCUUAACUGAAGAUGGGUCUCCAUUUGCUCCACUAAUCAAGUUGUGUGUAACAUUCGACCAGGCUAAAAGCCUUGUCCAAUUUUGUGCUUCUCUGGCCUCAACUUCACAGUUACCAAAUAAAAGCGGUCAAACUACGAAAUCUCCGAGUGCCACUCAUUCUCUUCUUAUGUCAAUCGGAACUGAGAAAAAACAAGUGAGUUCUUCAGCAAUUGUCGUCGUUACAUCUGGUAGAGGUCGAGGAAAGUCUGCCGCUCUGGGGUUGGGUUUAGCUGCUGCUUUUGAAACUGGCAUGCCUAACUUAUACGUUACUGCCCCAAGUCCAGAGAAUCUGAGCACACUUAUGCAGUUUGUUAUAAAUGGUCUAGUUGCCUUUCAAUAUGAAGAACAUCAGGAUUAUACCGUCAGUCGUUCGUUGAAUCCAGAAUACAAUCAAGCCAUUGUAAGAAUUGACGUUUAUCGACAAAACCACAGACAAUCUCUUAUAUAUUUACCCCCAUGGGAACUGGCUGCCCUUUCAACAGUUAAACAAGCUGAUCUCGUAUGUAUAGAUGAGGCUGCUGCUAUUCCUUUACCUCUUGUUCAGUCAAUUAUCAAUGGUCCAAGAUUCGUGUUCAUGGCAUCUACUAUAAAUGGUUAUGAAGGCACUGGCAGGUCUUUGUCGUAUAAAUUACUUCGUCAACUUAGGGGCCAAUGCACUUUGUCAGAAACUACAGUGCAAUUGUCAGUUGGUAAUGAAAAAAAUCAGUCCCUUCAGUCAAAAGACCAACAACAGAAGUUAUUGGGAAGAGGCUUCCAAUCAGUGAAUACUUCGCGUGUUCUUUAUGAAGUAAAUCUUAAAGAAGCUAUUCGUUUCGCAAAUGGGGAUCCAAUUGAGACAUGGUUAUUCGAUCUAUUAUGUUUGGAUUGUGGUGAAUCUCUAACUGAUAACAAACGGACCAACGAGACUGAUAUCUACCUUCCACCUGUUGAUUUGUGUCAAUUGUACUAUGUCAAUAGGGAUACUUUGUUUGCCUACCACAAAUCAACAGAAGUAUUUUUACAUCGGCUUAUGGCCCUUUACGUUUCUUCUCAUUAUAAGAAUUCUCCCAAUGACUUGCAGCUACUUUCAGAUGCACCUGCACAUCAUAUUUUCUGUCUUUUGGCUCCUUACGAUCCCAAAUCUGGGUGUGUACCUGAAAUACUCUGUGUCCUUCAAGUUGCUCUAGAAGGCAAAAUAAACAAGGAUAGGAUCAUGCAUAAUCUUUCGCGUGGUUUACGACCAUCUGGUGACCUUAUCCCGUGGACACUGAGUCAACAGUUUUGUGAUAACGAUUUCGGAGAAUUAUCAGGUGCCCGGAUUGUCCGAAUUGCUACUCAUCCCGACUAUCAAGGUCUUGGCUAUGGAACCAGAGCUCUCAAGCUACUUUAUGAAUAUUACAGUAACCAGAUGGAAUUUAAAGCACCAGUAGAAAACUCCAGCGAUGAUCAUAAACAAGUAGAUCACAAUAAUUCUGAAGAAGAAACUGAAAAUGUCCGAAAACAUCCUUCGAAAUUGAAGUCAGUUCAUUCCACCAUUCCCACUAAUUUAGAGGAAACAAACAACGAUGAUCAAAAUGAUUCGGAUGACAGUUCAGAAUCAAAUGAUAUAAGUCUUUGCGAGAAGAAAGAGUCGAAUCUCCUCACGGAAACAAUUAAACAACGUGAACCUUCGAGUCUUCCACCACUUCUUAGUCGCCUAAAUGAACGCCUUUGUGAAAAACUUGACUAUGUUGGUGUUUCAUUCGGUGCUACACCUAAUUUACUUAGAUUUUGGAAACGUUCAGGUUAUGUACCGGUAUAUCUUCGUCAAAACGUGAAUGAAUUGACAGGGGAGUACACAUGCAUUAUGUUGAAACCAAUAAAAAAUGAGUCCGCCACGUAUGGGUCAACAGAAUGGUUCCAGAAUUACUUUGAUGAUUUCACCAAACGUUUAAUAUACCUGUUUCCUGGACCAUUCCGACAUAUGGAUGGAAUGUAUGGCCUUGAACUACUUAGUCAUAAAUCACUGGAUGGUCGUUUAUCACAAGAGCUUACACAAUCAGAAAUAAAAGCUUUAUUCACGGAAGUGGAUCUAGAAAGAUUAAGACGAUAUAGUAGAUCGCUGAUAGACUUUCAUUUGAUCAACGAUUUAUUACCACGAUUGGCUGAAAUUUAUUUCCGAAGGCGCUUGCCAAAUGCUCGAUUGAACAAAACUCAACAGGUUAUUCUAUUAGGUAUGGGUUUACAACACAAAACAGUCGAUAGAUUAUCCAGUGAAUUUGAUCGUCUACUCGGGGAAGCUAGUUGCCGUCAAGUACGAGUUUCUGGAAUAACACGACCUGAUGACGCUGUGUAUUCAGUUUUGAACUCAUUAGAGGAUAAAGGGGAUAAAUCUUCGUGUAAAGUUAGCAGUGAUUCUUUUGCGAACAGAAAAAAAGGUCCAGAUACUGGAGUUUCUACUGGUUGGACUAAACGCAUCCUAGGUCUUCUUUUUGUUAUUGUCCGUGAACUAACUAAGUCAUUGGAUUCUAUACUAGGAUCUAAGGGUGACAAUAUCUCACAAUCAAAGAGAAAUAUUCUCAGUGAAAAUGUACUACCAGUUACAGAGGCCGAUCUUCAAGAUGGAAAAUAUGCUGAACUUAGAAUAGAUGAUGAUGCAUCAGAUUCAGAAGAAUCCGAAAAAUGUAAUGGCUCGCAGUCUGAUGAUUGCAGUGAUGAUGAGUGUGACAGUGGUGAUGAUUCUAUGAUCAAAGAACAAGACUUUUCUUCUAAUAAUUUGGGAGUGAAGUCUGAAAUUAGUGACUCUGAACGUGAACGUCGAUCCAAUCUGGUGCGCCAACUUAUAUCUGAAGAGAUUGUUGGUCAACCCAGUUCACUUGGACAUCUUUCAACUUAUAAAAUUCAUGGUUCUGAAACAGAUUGGGCUGAAGCAGUGGUUGGUCAUGGGUCUGACCUUUCUUCUCUCACUGUUAAACUUCCAAAUAACCAGAAAACUUUCAAUAAAAAGAAACGUAAUCGGGAUGAUACAGAUGAUCAUUUUGAAAAGAAACACAAAAAGAAACUUAAACUGACUAAAGCCAAGCGCCAAAAGAAAUGA